Messenger RNA from Effrenium voratum, 3200 nucleotides. The record is from the annotation of a GenBank genome assembly. NCBI's taxonomy places the organism in Eukaryota, Dinophyceae, Suessiales, Symbiodiniaceae.
CUUUGCCCGAUGCAUCCCAUGUGAAUCAAUAUUGAGCUUCUCCACCCUGCUGUGCUUUUGCUUGCUACCCAGGAACCUUUGCCUGAGUUCAGCAACUGAACCACUGAGCCAAGUCGCGCAGUUUUUUUCUGGUGCCUCCAUUGGCCUCAACCGCGCCGGGAAAGACACUGUGAGCCUUGAGCUGCAGCGCAGCUUGAUCCAGCCAUGCCGUUCAUGGGCAAGGUGCUGGGCCACGAGAGCACGAGAUCGCUCAUGCUCAUCGAGGACAGUGCUGCGAUGAUCGCGAGAGCCAACGAGGUACCGCUGGAGCGCAUCGGAACCAGCGUGGAGCUGGAUUACACUGUGGCUUUCUUGAAGGACAGCCUUGUCGCCGGCCUCGAUGAGAGGCUUGACCUGGAUCAGGUGAAGCGUGCUCGGAACAAGCUGCUGCAAGCGUUGCGCGGCUUUCCUACCAUCAUAGGAGGGGCAGGCGAGGAGCUGAAGGGCAUCAUCAUCUACAAGGGUCGCCCUUUGAGCGGCCAGCUGCUCCACUUCGCUGUCUGGAUUUCCGCACGUCUACGGGACAGCAGCUGUGUGGAGAGGCUGCUGCCAUACCUCUCCGAGAAGGAGCUCUUCGCAACCGCCAAGUACCAAUUGCGUUCAGGAAGUGCUGAUGAGGCUUGGCUUGACGCGAUUCACAUCGCUGCCGGUCUGGGUGCGCUUCCUGUGAUGGAAGUCCUCCUCCAGCGCGUGACGAAGGUGACUUCCAAGACGCAGCAGGAGUACAUCAACACACCUUGCCUCAUCCGGCACAGGUCCACCAAUGACCCUCCAUGGUCUGAGGAGUACUACACCCCCUUGCACGAUGCCACCAAUGCAGGCAACAACGAGGUGUCUAUGUGGCUCCUUGACCACAAAGCAGAUGCGACGGCCAUGAACAAGGACGGGGUCACUUCGCUGCACUUCGUGGCUCUCAGAGGCGUUACUGGCGGCUUGGAGUCGGAUGAGGAGGUUGCCAGAUUAGUGCGCGCGCUGUGCAGCGGCGGGGCAUCUUUGGAGACGAGGAUACCUGACAGCCAUCCGGACAUGUUGAUGUGUGGGAAGAUCCCCAUGCAGCUGGCAGCUGCGGAGCAAAGCCGCUUUCCCAAGCACAUGAUGCACGUGCUGGCGCCCUGCUUGAACCAGACGGGUCAUCACGCUCGCUUUUUUAAAGAUGUUAGCUUUUUGGCCAGUCUCAACGCCGAAGCAGCGGAAGAGGUGGUCCAUGAGCUUGUUCGGCAAGCGUCGAAGAAGCCGGAGCUGUUGCAUAGCUUCCGCUGGGAUGCGCAGCAGACGGGCCGCACUGAUAAAAUGGCUGGCAUCUUGUUCAUCGCGCCGCAAGCUGCGGCGGAGAUGCUGGAAAUGCUUAUGGUGGAGCCAGAGGUCCAGGAUGUGGCAAAGCACAAUCUCCCAACCAGGACAAGAUUCUGGCGCUUCUUUGGAAACGUGCCCAUGCGCUGUGCCUAUCGACCGGAUGUGGUGCUGCGGGACGGCGUGUCCUUCCCCUGCUGGAAGUUUGACAGCCAGAAAGACAUCAGCCAGCAGCCGAAUAUUUGGUGGCACCAGGACUUCACGCCUGAGGUGUCCAACCACAACAGCAGCUCGCACGUGAUCAUUCGGACGAUGCUGGUGCCCAACAUGCUGGACAUCGACAUUGUGAUGGCGCUGGCGCAGGUGCAGAACGAGGAUCUUCCGGUCUUCGAGAAGCACUCUGUGCAGGGUAUCGUCUACUGUCUGUGGGGCAACCUCAUUGAGUGGGUGUGGGCUCUGAACGUGCUCUUUCAGAUUGUUGAGCUGAUGGCGAUCCUUCAGUGGGGCCUGUCGGAAGAGACAUACCUUGCGGCAGGGAGAUCCUGGGUGGCUGUGUGCUGGAUAAUUCUCGCCGCCGGGAGCUUUCGAGAGCUGUUUCAGCUGCUCAUCAUGUUGGUGAACUGGCUGAAGAAGUUUCAAGGACACACAGAUCGGUUGAUGAGAAACAUGUGGCGGGGGUCGUGGACUAUUGUCAGCUGGGCUCUGCCUUCCCUUCUGCUGGCCGCUGUCCAGUUGGUCUUCGCACUGGGUGCCAAAACCAACGGCAAGCCAGGCCAGCAGUGGAAUGAGCAGGAGCUGAUUAUGAUGGUGGUCUGCGUGCUGCUAAAAAGCUGGACAAUCAUUUUCAUGAUCCGCUUGAACGCCAGCGGUGCCAAUAUCCACGCCGUUUCUGCCUCCCUCUUGGGAGGAGCCACACGGCAAAUGAUGGCCAUCACAGGGAUGAUCUUUGCCUCCUUCUGCUUGGCGUUCCUGAUCCUUGCACGCGGGAAAAGCCGUGGCUGGAUUCUGUCAUCUGCAUAUAGAGGUCUGCUCUUUGGGGAUGGAACCGGGCUCGACAACCUGGGCCUGGACAUCCAUGAAGACAGCUUCUUGAGCAACGACUACAUGCUGAUGACAGUCAACCUCAUCAGCUCCGCGUUUAUCCACAUCAUCAUUCUGAACUUAAUGAUCGCUGUCUUCAGUAGUGAGUACGACCGGGUGCAAAGCCAGACCGGCCUGAAGUUCCUUCACACGAGAUCCAAGUACUGUGCCAUGUAUUACCUCUCAUGCCAUGUCUUUGGCUGGUAUGGCGGUUGCUUCCGACUCUUGCUGGGCCUCUUGGCCUUGGCGGGAUCAGUCCUGGCGCUGACCGGCAUGGAGCUUAACCACUCCGCCCUGGUGCUCGCUCUCAGCCAAAGCCUGCUGAACAGCAGCAUGGUGCAGUGCCACUGGCUUAGCAUGGAGGGGCUGGCUUCCGACAAGUUGGAUCACUUUCUUUGGAUCUGUCACGCUGUCCACGACAUGGCCUUGUCAGUGACAGGCGAGAAUAGCAUCGAGGAGCAGCUUGGAGAGAUCCGAUCACAGCUGGAAGCGCGAUGCACAGGCAUGGAGAGGAAGAUGCAGGAGGUGGAUGCGAAGCUGGAGCACAUUCUGGCCAAGCUCAGUGGCAAGCAGGAAGUUGAUUCGCUUGACUCAGCCAAUGGAGACUCGAGGUCACAUCCUGUGCAGCAUGUAAAUAGCAUAAGCUCGCUCAGCCCUGUACAACAUGUAAACGGCGGCGGAAAGCACAUAGUGAUGGGUACUGACAAAGGUCUGGCCACCACGACCACUUUGGCACCCUUGCAAGAUUAGCGUGAGACGUCAUAGAUGCCACGCCGGCUUGCAAUCGGUCU